AUGAACACAAAGCUUAAGGACGAUCUAAACGAUACCUGCGAUUUCGAGGAUACUGUGACAUGGUCGAAAGAAACGAUCGAGGUAACGGAUUUUUAUAAUCGGCUUCGAACGGAAAGACUACCCGAACGAAUUGUUUUUCCUGAAGAAUUAAAUACGUACCUGCGUGAUCGUAUCCGGGAUUUAACUGCGGAGAAUGGUUGCUUGCGUCGAGCGCUCGAAGAGACCGAGGAAAGGCUUCGAAUUACGGAGGAGAGCUCAACGAAAUCGCCGCAACUCCCUAUAACAUUGGGUAAAUCCAGUGAAAUGGCAGCGACAAAGAUCAUCGAAUUGAGUAAGAAAUGUAGGGAACAGACGGCUGAAAUCGAGCAAUAUCUUGAUAUCGUUUAUCCAUGCAAUAACAUAAUCGAGAUCCAGGAUAGUAUCCUUGACAAAGGUACCGGAGAUGUCCAAUCUUUAUCGAAGGAGGACGAGGAUAAGAUCAAAAUUCUGACGGAGAAGAUGCAACAAGUACAAACGAAGCUUUACGAAUCGAAGAACGCUUAUGCGAGUCUCAAGCAGGAGUUCAACAAAGCUCAAAAGUUACUGUGCAGCGAAGUUGGCGAGAACGUAACGGUGACUGGAUUAUCCUCGCAACUGGGUGGCUGGCGUGGAAGAGCCGAACAAAUUCGACUGCUUCAACAAAAGGUUUCCGAAUUACAAUUAAAGUUAUCGGAAUAUGAUGGAACUGUGAAAGGGUCCUUGGAACGAAAGAAUCUCGUGCAUCUUCGAAAUGCAGAGAAGGAGAGACGACAACAGAUUGAAAAUUCGGCGAAGGAGCUCAGGCAAGCAGAAGUUUCGUUGGAAACCUAUAAAAGGAAGCUCGAAGCCUCGAAAGCUAGAAUAAAAGUUUUAGAAAAUGAAUUGAAUACGACAAAGGCGAAUAUUGCUGUGUUAAACGAAAAAAGAUCUCAUGACGAUCAUUUGAUUGAGACUCUUAACAGUCGACUCAAAUCUGCUGAAAAUAAAUAUCAUGAACGCGAAAUGGACAUCAAGAAUAAGGAAGAGAAAUUGGAACGCGAAAGUAUCGUUUUGAAAAAUGAUCUACAAGCUGCUCAAAUACAGAUCGAUCGGUUAAUAAGGAAGCUCGAAGAACGUGAAAUCGAGAUAGAUAAACUGAGAAAUGGUAUAAUAACGGAAGAUUCGAAACAACGUGUUCUUCAUUUGGAAGAUCGAACUGUUAGCAAUUAUCGUACGAGUCCUCCGAAUACGAUUAGAAACUUCAACGAACCUAACGAAUAUGUCACUAUGGCUAUCGCGGCAGAAGCUGAACGGGAGAGAUUAUUAGAGUUGGUGACUGUGUUGAACAGACGAUUGGACAAGGAGAGAAACGAUGCAAACAAUCUAACCGAAUCCUUGCGAAACGAACAAAACAAGGUGGUAAAAUUGGAAUCUAAAUUACGAAAAUUAGAAAACGAGAAAAUAGGGAUUUCGAAGGUGGACAGUGGUUACAGGGUAAGAAAUCUAAGAUCAAUCUCGGGAUCUCGAACGAAUGAAGAAUCUGCAAAUGCCGAACAAAUCCAUUUCAAGCUCGAAUUACUUGAAGAGGAAUGCCUCGCUUUGAAAGUAAGAUUAAAUACGGUACAACAGGACAAAGCAUCGGACUUAGAAGCAUAUAAACGAAUGUUAGAUCAAGCCAGAAAAACCUUUCAGGAAGCAUGCAAAAAUAGACCACCAACAACAACUGCGAGUCGUUCGACGGUCACCGUUUAAUGCAAACUCAUUAUAUUCUUUAUUAAAAAUCUAUACUUCUCAAAGGAUAAUUAAAUAAAAUGAUAUAUUUCUUUUUUCUUCCGUUUCUCUUCAAUGCGUUUUUUAAAAAUUCAUUUUGAAAUUCCAUCUAAUUCGAUUAACGAUAUGUAAUUUAGAUAUUCAGCCAUUCAGAGCCGGCAGUACUUGUUGCGUUUAAUGACUCUCUUCUAUAGAGCCGAUCAUAAUCGAUUCAUCGACCACAUCUUUGCCCUAAUCUACCAGUAAGAAAAAGUUUGAAUUCUUUAUUAAUUAUCUUGAAAAUAAUUUUUAAAAAGUACAAACAUCUUCAAAAUCUUUGGUACAUCCCACAAAUAUUUAAAGUUAUAUUUGACAUAGUUAUAUUGAAAUUGUUUUUUUUAUAAAACUAUAAACAAUUAUAUUAAAUAUUUUAUGUUUGCCUUCAGAAAUGCAUAUAUAUAUAUAUAUACAUAAGAUAAUGUAAUAUAGCAGGGCGCUCUAAUACGUGAAAAUCAAAAAAGAUUAAUGUUAGCGAAUCCAACGAUGAUCACCUGUAACAAAAAGAAAAUAUAUUAGUCAUAGAAUCAAUGUAUAAAAACAUAUAAUACAGCACAUCUAUUUGAC
Molecule: messenger RNA, 2370 nt
Organism: Vespa crabro (European hornet)
Lineage: Eukaryota; Metazoa; Arthropoda; Insecta; Hymenoptera; Vespidae
Product: coiled-coil domain-containing protein 13-like
Exons: 11
Coding region: 1-1749 (582 amino acids)
Biological process (GO): cytoplasmic microtubule organization; non-motile cilium assembly
Cellular component (GO): centriolar satellite
Source: RefSeq, a predicted model, not a curated record